AUGGUGGCUGGAACAGUAACCAUAGAAACUGAGUCUAUAGUGGCGCCAAAGAGAUUGUGGAAUGCAUUGGUGAAAGAUCAUGAUCUCAUUGCCAGGGAAAUACCAGAGCUUUGUGCCGGAGUCAAAUUUCUCGAGGGCAAGGGCGGGGUCGGCAGCAUCAAACAAAUCAACUUCACCCCUGGCGCGACGGAGUUUAGCUAUGUGAAGGAGCGCGUGGACGUUGUUGACGAAGAGAAGUUAAUAUACAGCUACACAGACAUAGAGGGAGGGGAGCUGGGAAAGAAUUUGGCAUCUGCCCAGUUCACGCUGAAGGUGAGUCCAAAAGCAGGGGGUGGAAGCGUUGUGAGUCAUAUCUGCAACUUUGACACUCUCCCUGGGGUUCCUCAAGAGGAAGGAAAACUUGAGGCCAUGAAAGCCCAGCUCACCGCUUUGUUUAAAAAGAUGGAAGCAUAUGUCAUCGCUAACCCCACUUUAUAUAACGCAUGA
Messenger RNA from Cryptomeria japonica (Japanese cedar), 486 nucleotides. RefSeq names its product major allergen Pru ar 1-like. NCBI's taxonomy places the organism in Eukaryota, Viridiplantae, Streptophyta, Pinopsida, Cupressales, Cupressaceae. Gene Ontology annotation, cellular component: nucleus; cytoplasm. The record is from RefSeq and is a predicted model, not a curated record. Gene Ontology annotation, molecular function: protein phosphatase inhibitor activity; signaling receptor activity; abscisic acid binding. The coding region runs from base 1 to 486 and encodes 161 amino acids. The transcript has 2 exons. Gene Ontology annotation, biological process: defense response; abscisic acid-activated signaling pathway.